AUGGCUGUCGAACUCCCAGAAACCGCCCCCAUCCUCGCCACACCUCCAGCAACGUCAGCUUCGUCGACGAAACCCACGAGUUCUUGUCCAACCGCUGAGCCGAAGGAUGACUUCUCUCAUCUUGCUCACCAUCUCAAUACGCUAAGCCGUAGCCGAGGGAAGAGUCCUUUGAAGGAUAUUCUUCAAUACAUGACCCUCGACGGGAUGAUCAGUCUCGCUGGUGGUCUCCCCCACCCAGACUUCUUCCCGUUCAAUUCGGUUGAAGUCCAGGCAUACAAGAGCAAUACCCGAGUAGACCCCGAUGCGCCCCCGCCAGAAUAUAUUUCACUCACCGUGAGUGAUUCGGCAGGCGCAAAGGAACUUACCGACAAUCUCCAAUACGGUCAGGUCUCCGGCAACCCCGCCCUCGUAUCCUUGCUCCACAAACUCGCACUCGAGAUCUUUAAGCCUCUCCACCCCUCCCACUACGAAAUCUUGCUCAACUCCGGCAACACCGACGCAUGGAACAAGAUCGUUUCCCUCCUCCUGGAGCCAGGCGACUCCGUCUUGGUUGAAGAACAUACUUAUCCGAGCGCACAGGCAGUAUGGAUUCCGAUGGGGAUUAAAGGCGUGCCGAUUGAUAUGGAUGGGGAGGGUAUGAAGCCGGAGGUACUUGAAAAGGUGAUUAAUUCGUGGGACGAAGGAAUGAGAGGAAAGAGGCCAAGGGUGUUGUAUACAGUGCCGGUGGGCCAGAACCCAACCGGCGCUACGAUGCCCGCGGCGCGUAAAAAGGUCAUUUACGACAUCUGUAAACGCCAUGAUAUAAUCAUCGUCGAAGACGACCCAUACUACUUCCUUCAACUUCCUGCGUAUAAGCUCCCUUCCGAGAACUCUCGUGCCGACAAUUCGUCGUUGGAGAAAUUGGACAUAGCGAGCUUGGAGCCGAGUUUCUUGAGGUACGACGAGGACGGCAGAGUCAUUCGGUUAGAGUCGUUCAGUAAGACCAUCGCCCCAGGAAGUCGUCUUGGUUAUUUUGUUUGCAACCCACUUUUCGCUGAGCGUCUACUCCGCGGGUCGGAGGUUAUGUCUCAAGCGCCAAGCGGUUGGAGCCAGGCGAUCGUUCUCAAGCUCCUUCAAUCCUGGGGCAUUGAUGGAUACCUCGAAUGGUUGCAGAAUCUUCGCCACAGUUAUGCGGUGCGACGUGAUUGGAUGUGCGACGCCCUGAACGAAUACUUCGACCUGAAUACGCCGAGUGGCAGUAUUGAGACGUACGCGUACCUCAAGAGCGUUUCGUCCACCACCACGACGGAGAGGAAACCGAUAUUUAGCUUUACUCCUCCAGCGGCCGGAAUGUUUAUCUACCUCAAGUUCCACCUCUCUCACUUGGCGUCCUUCCAAUCCAUACUCGCUUCACAACCUCCACCACCGAGCGCAGAAGACGAAUGGGUCGCACAAACUUGGAAGAAGCUCGCUGACGCGAAGGUUCUAUUGACGCCAGGGACGUACUACACGCCCUUCCAGGGGGAACCGUCUUCUACAAACCUUAUGACGCCGCGGGAGAAGGGCGUCGCCUUUUUCAGGCUAGCGUUCAGUUUCGUCGAUCGCGACGAAAUGGUUGAGGGAAUUAAGAGGAUGGCGAAGGUGCUGGAGGAUUUGUGA
Molecule: messenger RNA, 1638 nt
Organism: Stereum hirsutum FP-91666 SS1
Lineage: Eukaryota; Fungi; Basidiomycota; Agaricomycetes; Russulales; Stereaceae
Product: PLP-dependent transferase
Exons: 10
Coding region: 1-1638 (545 amino acids)
Biological process (GO): biosynthetic process
Molecular function (GO): pyridoxal phosphate binding; transaminase activity
Source: RefSeq, a predicted model, not a curated record